Thyridium curvatum is the source of this 1863-nucleotide messenger RNA. RefSeq lists its product as uncharacterized. Gene Ontology annotation, biological process: box C/D snoRNP assembly. Gene Ontology annotation, cellular component: nucleus. The transcript is spliced from 2 exons. The record is from RefSeq and is a predicted model, not a curated record. Gene Ontology annotation, molecular function: metal ion binding; RNA binding. NCBI's taxonomy places the organism in Eukaryota, Fungi, Ascomycota, Sordariomycetes, Thyridiales, Thyridiaceae. The coding region runs from base 1 to 1863 and encodes 620 amino acids.
AUGUCUUCCUACAGCUACGGCCCUCCGCCCCCAGCGCCAGCACCAGCGCCUCCAGCCGGCUCGCCUCCUGCAGGCUACCCCCAUUACCAGCAGCCGUACCAACAGUCUCACCGAGGUGGUCACACCCCGCGAGGCGGCCGCGGCGGUCACCACGGUCCCGGUCCUGGGCCGGCAUACGGCUAUAACAGUCAACCGCCUCAACCCUACGGCCAGCAAAGCUUCCCCAGCGCGAAUGGGCCCCAGGGCAGCUAUCCACCCCAACAAUGGCAUCACGACCAAGGUCACGGCCAUCCCCAGCAGCCUCCACCGCACGGCUCUCUACCCCCUCAGAACUAUCACCCAAACUAUGCACCGCAGCUCUAUCAGCAGCAGCCCCCUCAGUAUGGACAGCAACCCGGCCACUACGGCCCGCAGCAGCAACCGGCGUACGGACAAUACCCCCCGGCACAGCCGCAGCCGCAGGCGCCGGCACCUCAGCAAUGGGGUGGCCAUGGGCAAGCACCCCAUGGUCCUCCUUUCAGCGGUGGACGUGGACGAGGAGGUCACCAUAAUGAUCGUGGCGGCUCAGCAGCCCAAAUGAUGGGACCUCCUAUUCGUAUUGGAUUUGAGGGUCCGAACCACCAGGGAACCCCAGCUCCAGUGAGCAGUGGUGGUUAUCCCCAGCAGUAUGGACCCCCCCAGAGCGGUCCCGGUCCUUAUCCACCCGCACCCUAUCAGGCAUAUCCCCCUCCUGGCGGCGCACCGCAGAUGGGCGGCCCUCCGCCGUACGAGCCUUAUCAGGCCCAAAACAAUAGGCACCAUGGCCGUGGUGGGCAUCAUAGCAACAACUUCCGUGGUGGCCGUCCUCCUCAUUUUAGUGGCGACAAGACGCGUCACAAGAAGCCCAACACCCAUGCGAACAAUACCCAUACCGCUGCCCCUCAUUCACACCAUCAGAAGCCUGAUGCUCCCUCCGCCGGCAAGAAGAAGAAGCGCAAGACUAAUACGCUGGGUCUCACCCCUGGGGAAGAGUCGGACGAAGAAGAGAUCGACGAGGAGGCCAAGCUGGCAGAACUGAUUGGAGAUGAUGCGCCCAACCCUACAGAUCUUGCCGCGUGGAUCGCGGAGCGCAGGAAGAACUUCCCCACGGAGGCGCGCAGGAAGGCCAAGCUCGCCGAGGUGACCCAGAACGGCGACAAGGUAAAGAACGAUGGCGGCAAGCAGGGGGCCCUGACGGCGCUUGAGAAACAGCAGCAGAAGCUCCGCAAGCAGCUGGAGAAGGUUGAGUCCAGCAUCAAGCGCAAGCGAGAGCAGCAGGACGAGGGUGAUGAGAUGCGAGAUGUCGAUGCUAGUACCACUAUCUCCUCAGCCUCCAAGUCGGAUGAUGAGGCGCCAGAGUCACUCCCAACCAAGCCAGAAUCGGUCGCAAUCCCCCCACCCCCGAAGAAAGCCGAUCCUUCCAGGCACUGCAAGUACUACUCCACGGGGGGCACGUGCGGAAAGAAGGGCAAGUGCCGCUUCGUACACGAUGAAGAGGUUCGCCAAGCAGCUUUGACGGAGCGAGAGCGUAACGGCGGACGCAUUACUUUGCAGCAGCGCUUGAUUCUCAAUGACAAGGACCAGGAGGAUCUUACCAUCGUUAAGACGCUGCAAUAUCUUAAGGAGAAGGGCAUGAUGACCAAGUCGGAGAGUCCUGCUGCCGGUGCGACUGCGAAAGUGGAGGCUCCGUCACAACUCCCUCCUCCUCCAGUUCAGAACACCGAGCCGCACCACAGUCUGCCGCCCCAGCCACCGCCGAGUGUCAACAGUGGCAACACUCUGCGGUACCAAGGCUGGAACUUGAGUGGGUUCGGUAACACCGGCGUCAGGAACGAGGAUUUGUAG